Diachasmimorpha longicaudata is the source of this 1806-nucleotide messenger RNA. Its product is annotated as DEAD-box helicase Dbp80-like. The transcript is spliced from 5 exons. Gene Ontology annotation, biological process: poly(A)+ mRNA export from nucleus. The record is from RefSeq and is a predicted model, not a curated record. Gene Ontology annotation, cellular component: cytoplasmic stress granule; nucleus. Lineage: Eukaryota; Metazoa; Arthropoda; Insecta; Hymenoptera; Braconidae. Gene Ontology annotation, molecular function: RNA helicase activity; RNA binding; ATP binding. Bases 123 to 1541 code for a protein of 472 amino acids.
UCAUCGGCUACUGUGGUAGUCUAACCUCCACUACGAGAUUCGCGAACAUAAUAAAUUUACUUAUUACAAAUCCUCGUACAAAAUCAAAUUUUAAACAAUAGUUGGAAAUCCAGGUGCUUAAAAUGACAGCAGAACAUGUCGACUGGGGUAAACUUGUUGAGCAGGAAGAUCUAUUGUCUUCUAGCGUCACAAACUUGACAAUCCAGCAGAAUCCCACACCUUCUGAAGUCAAUGGAGUCGACGCAUCCGAGGGUGAAAAAGUCCCAACAGCGGCAGAAGAGUCGCUCCUGAAGAAACUCCUCCACAAGUCGCUCGUCGAGUCCAAACAGGAACUGGAGAUUCAACGGACUAACCCACACUCACCCCUGUACAGUGUAAAGUCGUUCGAGGAGUUGAAACUCCGGCCAAAACUCCUGAGGGGGGUCUACGACAUGGGCUUUAUGAAGCCCUCGAAAAUUCAGGAAAUGGCGCUACCAACUUUGCUCGCUGAUCCACCAGGAAAUAUGAUCGCCCAGUCCCAAUCAGGCACUGGAAAAACAGCCGCCUUUGUACUGGCCAUGCUGACCCGGGUUGACACGUCAAAGCCGUAUCCCCAGGUGCUCUGCUUGUCACCUACUUAUGAGCUGGCCAUUCAGACUGGGGAGGUAGCUGCCAAGAUGUCCAAGCAUUGUCCUGAGAUUAAAAUCAAAUAUGCUGUGCGGGGAGAAGAGAUGGCCAGAGGUGAGAAGAUCACCGAGCAUAUAAUCAUUGGAACCCCUGGUAAAGCUCUGGACUGGUCUCUCAAAUUUCGAUUCUUCGAUCUCAACAAAAUCACUGUCUUCGUGCUCGACGAGGCUGACGUGAUGAUUGCCACACAGGGUCAUCAGGACCAGUGCAUCAGGAUCCACAAGAUGUUGCCCAAGACCUGUCAAUUCAUGUUCUUUUCAGCCACGUACGAAAAAGCUGUGAUGGAUUUUGCGGAAAUCAUUGUCGAAUCUCCAAUGAUUAUCAGACUAUUGAAGGAGGAAGAAUGUUUAGACAAUAUCAAACAGUUCUACGUAAAUUGCUCGGACAUGGAAGCAAAAUACGACGCUAUCACGACUAUUUAUACUAAUCUCACAGGACAGGCGAUCAUUUUCUGUCACACGAGGAAGACUGCUUCGUGGCUGGCGGAGAAAAUGAUCCAGGAAGGAUUCACAGUGGCUGUAUUGUCCGGGGAUAUGACUGUGGAGGAUCGGAUCCGAGUUCUUGAUCAUUUCAAGGAGGGCUGUGUCACUGUUCUGGUGACAACUAAUGUGUUAGCUCGAGGUAUUGACGUGGAUCAGGUGUCUCUGGUCGUAAAUUUCGAUCUUCCAGUUAAUCAACAGGGGAAAGGAGACCAUGAGACGUACCUCCACCGGAUCGGUAGAACAGGCAGAUUCGGAAAGAAAGGAAUCGCCAUAAAUCUGAUAGACUCCCCACAGGCAAUGACGAUUUGCCAAGAUAUGGAGAAACACUUCGGCAAGAAAAUUGAACUCCUGGACAUGGGUUGUCGGGAUCUUAAAGCUAAAAUUCGACAGUAACGCCUAACCAGCGCUUACUAUAAUUACUAUGAUAAUUAUUUUUAAGCUAUCGAUCUAAUAAAGCUUUCAUACCUAUGAAUUUAUUUCAUCAUUCAAUGAUUCUUCGAUUGUGCAUGGCAUUGACAGUGAGAGCCUGUUGAAUGUAGAAAUAUUUAUUUUUUUAUCGAAUACUUGGUCUCGUUCGCUCGAUACAUCAACUGAUUAUUGUAAUUAUGAUAUGUCUUUUAAUAAACUCUUCAAAAGAACCGAAGAAUAAAAUUAGAAA